Hypomesus transpacificus is the source of this 3298-nucleotide messenger RNA. RefSeq names its product homeobox D3a (gene hoxd3a). Gene Ontology annotation, biological process: regulation of transcription by RNA polymerase II. The coding region runs from base 1262 to 2455 and encodes 397 amino acids. Gene Ontology annotation, cellular component: nucleus. Gene Ontology annotation, molecular function: DNA-binding transcription factor activity, RNA polymerase II-specific; RNA polymerase II cis-regulatory region sequence-specific DNA binding. The record is from RefSeq and is a predicted model, not a curated record. Lineage: Eukaryota; Metazoa; Chordata; Actinopteri; Osmeriformes; Osmeridae. The transcript is spliced from 4 exons.
UUGGGGGGCCGGGCGAAGACUGUAAAUCUUUCACUUUUAUUACCCCCCGAACAUAUGCUGCGUCGCUGCUCCAGCGUCUCUUCCACGGUGCACGGUACCUCGGCCAGUUUCCCCACCGGCUUUAUGGCUCCACAGCUCCAUCUUCCAAUUGACUUUUUUUUCUGGCAAAUUGUCCUUUGAAGAUGUUUACAUCGAAAACAGUGAUUAUAGAAAGAGAAUGUUUCUUCCAUUUCCCGUGUUGUUCUCUAAAAUACCAUAUGUGAGCUGGGAGCAAAAUAGACAGAGGAGACAAAAGGGGGCUCGCAACGUGUUUAUUUGAAUACAAUCUCGGACCUAUUUCUUUUACUAUAUGCCCAAACAUUAGACUAUUACUCAUUCGUCACUUUGUAAAUAUUUCCAAAUUAAUACAAAACAGACCUUUGUGUUGGUUAGUCCGUCCGGUAUCGAAUGUUAAAGAGCAGUAGCAAUGAGAAAUCCAAAUGAAAAUCAACAAAUGAAAAUGCUUUAGUAUUUUAAUACACCAGAUGUAUUUAAUUGCAAAAUACAGUGUAGAAGGAAUAGAACUUCACAAAUCAUGCCAAUAUACAGGGUGAUAAUUGUAAAAUUGUCAGAGCAAAAGAUGAACAUGCAUAGACCAAUUGUAAAAACCAUAAACACCAAAGAGUGUGAAGCAAAUAGUCUCAUAACGACUCUUAAAUCGAGUCAUGUAAGUGUGUGCCAGUAAGGACCACCCUUUCUCUGUAUUCAUGCAGAGGAAAGAUGUAAACGAGAAAAACCCUAUGACAACGUUGCAUUUUCAUCACAGAUAAUGAAAUGUAUACUCUUCCAUUUUAAAAUGGAUUUGUGAGGUAAGGCUUGGUUGAAGAAGCAGCCUCAAUCAGAACAAUCUGGCAUCUGGAUCACGUGAACAAAUAUGCUUGUAUUUUAAGGCUGUGCCUUUAUUUGUCAUCAUAAAGGUUCCGAAACACCCAAAAUCCUAAUGUUUCCUCCAACUGUGAUACUGUUCAGAAAUUCAGUAUAUUUCAGUAGGUGAUUGAUUGCCAGGAACGUUUUUUCUGGAAUAAGGAUACCUUCUUCGUUUUUUAUUGGUAGUUGAACGUCCAGGUGGAAGCAAUGAUGAAAGCGUGAGGGAAAAUACAAAGGACUUGCACAAAAUACGGUCACGGAACCCAGAGACGGUGGGAAACACCAACCACGUGGUACAAGAACAUCCAUGCCAUUGGAUAGAGCUACACUGGCCUUUAUGCUCUGAAUUCUCAAAAUGCAGAAAGCUACUUAUUACGAUAACUCUGGACUGUUUGGAAACUACUCUUACCCCAAACCAGACUCCUACAAUUAUGGACCAUCUCAUCAAUCGUACUCAACCUCUAACAUCGAGAAUGAUUAUCAGGGCCCGGUUUGUCCAAUACAGACCUCCACUGUUCGGCCACCAACACUCAAAGACAAUGACAUGAAUGGAAACUGCAUGCGACCAAGCAGCAGCCAAGCCAUCAGCCAACCAACCAGUCUGUCAGAGCAGCAGCCUCCCGCACUGACCGCAUCUUCACCUAGCUCCAACACAAACACGUCAUCUCAGAAGAAAAAGUCACCUUCAAACAAUGCUUCUAAUACUGCCACGCCAGUAAUUACCAAGCAAAUAUUCCCGUGGAUGAAGGAGACGAGACAGAACGCAAAACAGAAAGGCAACAACUGCACAUCUGCAGCAGGUGAGCCCUGUGAUGAAAAAAGUCCACCUGGGCCGGCCUCUAAGCGGGUCAGAACUGCCUACACCAGCGCCCAACUCGUAGAACUCGAAAAGGAGUUCCAUUUCAACCGGUACCUUUGUCGCCCCCGAAGAGUGGAAAUGGCUAAUUUAUUGAAUCUCACAGAGCGCCAAAUAAAGAUCUGGUUUCAAAAUAGAAGGAUGAAAUACAAAAAGGAUCAGAAAUCGAAGGGGAUAAUGCACUCUCCAAUCGGACACUCCCCGGACAGAAGCCCACCAUUAAGUGGCCCAAAUCACAUUGGAUAUUCUGGUCAGCUCCCUCAUGUAAACAGCCUGAGCUAUGAUGCGCCCUCGCCUCCGUCAUUUGCCAAACCGCAGCAAAACGUGUACGGCUUGGCUGCAUACACGGCACCCUUAGGAGGCUGCAUACCGCAACAGAAAAGGUACCUAGGCUCCGAAUACGAACACCACAGCAUGCAAGGCAAUGGUGGUUUUGCCAACGCUAAUUUACAAGGCAGUCCCGUGUAUGUUGGGGGGAAUUUCGUUGAUUCCAUGCCAGCCUCGGGCCCCAUGUUCAACCUCGGCCAUCUUCCUCAUCCUUCAUCCGCCAGCGUGGACUACAGCUGUGCCGCCCAGAUUCCAGGAAACCACCACCAUGGACCCUGUGACCCCCACCCCACAUACACAGACCUCACCUCUCACCAUGCGUCUCAGGGACGGAUCCAAGAAGCGCCUAAACUUACGCAUUUGUAAUAUUGAGGAUUCCCAUCUGUGUGCCCAAAUUAUAUGUUACGCUCUUUUAUUACCUCACUAUUCAAAAGUAAUUUAUAUGAUUACACUCCAAGCGAGUCACGUGUAUUACAGUAUUAUUAUUGCUAUUACUAUUAAUGCUAUUGUGUAAUUAUUUUCUAAGCAUAGCUGUUUCUUGACUGUUGAGGAUGCGCAGUGGCAGACCGUUUGUCAGUUGUUCGUUUUCUGAAGUGCAAUGCGCAAUAUAAGGACUGACAUUUUCAUAACAUGACUUGAAGGUAAGUCCAGUAGAUCUGACAGUAGACACCCAUCUUAAUAGAGAUGGAUUUUUAUUAAAAAAAAUACUCUUAUCUGUCAAAUGCCAUUAUUUAUUUCCCCAAUAUUAUAUUGCAUUUAUCUCUUUUUAUUACCUAUUUAUUAUUUAACAACGUUGUAUCGCACAUUAUUUGUCAUAAAAUACACGAGUAUUUAUAUAAGUAUGGAACUUAUGCAACAUAGUUGCACCGACUUAACAACAUUCAUCAAGUAAACAGAUUUUCGGUUACUGCUAGUUUGUCAUGAUUCUGGUGAUAGUUGUGUGAGCUAAAUCCUUUGUGAAUUCCUGGGAUGCAUUUCCAUGGUCAAUUGUGUCACAGCAUCACUGAAGACAUUUAUAGGCUUUAUUGAAAUAUCGAUGGUCAUAGAAAUUUAAACACACCAGCAUGUCAUGUUGCGUCGUUCAUUGCAGAUUUUCAUAUCAUAUUAUUUCAUUCAGUUGGACUAUUCAUACAUUUAUGAAACCUUAAUGCUAUGGAAAUGUUAUAUUUUAUUGUGUUUAACAUUUUGUAAAUAAAGUGUUUAAAUUCA